This is a messenger RNA of Cladocopium goreaui, 3789 nucleotides long. The record is from the annotation of a GenBank genome assembly. Lineage: Eukaryota; Dinophyceae; Suessiales; Symbiodiniaceae.
AUGGCCAUGGAAGAAGCGAGCCUCAUCCGCGAAGCCUGCGACGUGGAGCCCGGACACAUCGAGGCCACGACCGAGGCCACGACCGUGGCCACGACCGUGUCCACCUCAACGACCUCACCGACCUCACUCAGCCACAAGGUGUGGAGGAAGGUGGGCCUGGCCGUGGCACCGCUGGCACUGCUGGCCGUUGCCUACUCCGCCUUGAAGCCAAGUUCCGGAGCCAACGGAUCGGUGCAGAACGUGAGCGGCUUGAAGACAGUGGAGCUCGCAGGAACGGACACUGAAGCGGGAGCCCGCUCCACAUGGUGGGAUCCCAUUACUCAAUGCACCAAGAACUUCCAGGAAGUCAUGGACCACGACCUCGGUGGUGUGGCAUUUGGUGAGUUCGACUUUGAGACACAGAAGUUGACGAUGAAAGAUGUGAAGACGGCUAAGGAGGCAGCUGAAGCCUUGCAGGAUCCAUCGACGAACUUUGUUCAUGUGGGGAAGUGCGGCUUCGAGAACAAAGCCGUGGUGUGGCUUUACCCUGACCACACCGGGGAUCCCAGCAGUGCCUUCCUUCUGGCCAAUGGCGAGUGCAAUCGCUUGGCUGUCCAGUUCUUGGACAUGAAGGACAAGGCCGCUUGUGUGGCUGUCUAUCGAGUCAAAAGCCCUGCGUGGGGCAUGCAAGCUCUCAAUCAUUUCCAUGGCGCCGAUACCAUCACCCACGCAGUGGUGGGAGGGCAUGGCUCUGAUUCCACCAUGCAAGAUGGUGUGCUGGUGAUGAGUCGCAUGAUCUACCUUUCUGGCAAGAACAGUAUCGACUCCAUGGCAUUGGUGGAUACCAUCCACGCCAAGCUGACCCCGCAUGCCACGGUCUUCCUCGAUUCCUGCUUCGCUGGCAUCAACGGCGUUGCCAAGAUGUUUUCUGAGAAAAUGCCCGAGCAUUGGGUCAUGGGCGGCGUGGUCUCGUUGGAAUCUUACAUCAAGGUGCACGAGACCCCCUUCGAUGGCAGUCCUGAAAGUGGCCCCACCCAGGUAACUUCUGAGAUUGCGAAGGACAGGGUCAUUGAUCCUUCUGCCGGCAUGGACCGCAGCUAUGGAUAUCCACAGCCUCACUUUGUUCAAGGCAUGAUCAUUCAGACUAGUGGAGACAAAGGGAAGAUGGAGGAAAGCAAGAGUUACUACAAGACUGGAGAGAGGAUGGUGGCAUGGAUUGGAGGAAAAAACAUGGGAAGUGUCACUCAGUGGCUUUAUCCCUCCAAGAACGGAAAGGUCUUGAAGAUUGGAACGAAGGUGAAAGUCGUGAAACCCUUCGAAGCCUUCAAAACCGAAACCUCUGGAACGGACGCGCUGGGCAUUUUCGCACAAAAUCUUCCAGUUGGUUUGCAGGGCACAGUGGUGUUUUUGCACUGCAUUGGCAAUUCACCAACCUCUGGCAAUGCCUUGAUUGCCUUCGACUUGCCCGAAAGUUUCCAGGAAACUGAUACAACUGGUGGGGCUGGUCAGACCCUUGGGGCCUUGUUGACCAUGCACACCGAUUUCAAAAACUUGGAGGUUGUAGAGUGGGCACGUGCGUUGACCAACAGCGUGCUGAACAAUAGUGUGACGUCUGAGUUUUCCGCGACCUUGUCGAAACUACAGGACCUCCAUGAUACCCAGGUUCAAAACCUCAUUGCAGAGGCGGCAGUCUUGCGGAGGGCGCUCCAAAAGCAUGAGACGCCGGAGGAUGAGAUGAAAGAAGAGGAGCCUGAUCCUGGAGCAAAGGACGACGCUGAUGUGCAGGAAGAGGAGGAGUUUGAGCUUUGGCCCGAGUGGACCCUUGGCCCAGACACAUUUGCCAAGAAUAACGAACUCAUCUCCAACAAGCAGUAUGGUCUCACUGACCGGACCUUAAAACUGAAGCCAGAUUACGAAUCAUAUUCCUCAAGCGUUUUGGGCAAGAAGAGAGGAUCGUUUAAUUGCUCUUGCAAGCUGUCAGAUUUGGUGAUCAGCCCCAUCUCUCCGCAACGAAUGUUUUGGGAUAUUCUGGGGGUCGUAUUUUUGAUGUAUGACAUGAUCUGGAUUCCAGUGCAAGUUUUCUCACCUCCAGCAACUCUCUUUACCGAUGUUAUCGACUUUACAGUGGCCCUCUACUGGACCUUGGACAUUGUGGGAACGUUUUUCACAGCUUACUACUCCCCGAAGGGUGAAAUGGUGCGCUCCCACCGCCAGAUUGCUUGGCACUAUGUGAAGCGGUGGUUUCUGCUGGACGUGAUGAUUGUAACCGUCGAUUGGACCUUGAUGGCUACGACUAUAGGAGGAGAGGCUGCUGGGGGAGAAGUGGAGAGCGAAGAUCCGUCCGGCCUAGCACGGCUUGGCAAGGUCAUCCGAGUUGCCCGCAUCCUCCGCACCCUGCGUUUGUUGCGGCUGAUGAAGCUGCGGCACAUCUUUUUCGCAAUCCAAGAACGAAUCGAUUCUGAAGUGGUUUUCAUCCUGGUGGGCACCGUCAAAAACCUGCUGGUCCUUCUUUUCGUGAAUCAUGUCUUCGCCUGCCUUUGGUUUUUGAUUGGCAUUAUGGAUGAAGGAGAUGACCACUGGGUUUUCUACUACAAGAUCCUGGAUACCGAUGUGCUGGAGAAAUACAUGCUCAGUCUGCACUGGUCGCUUACCCAAUUCACUCCAGCAGGCAUAGAGAUUCACCCCCGCAAUGUCUUUGAGAGGGCCUUCAAUGUCUUGUUGAUUUUAAUUGCCAUGGUCGGAUUCUCCUCCUUCGUGAGUGCAAUUACAGCUUCGAUGACGAGAUUGCGAAGUUUGCAGGGGAACGAACUCUCAGAAGCCUUUCUCUUGCGGAGGUUUUUGAAAGAAAAUCACAUCUCGGCAGACUUGCAGUCCAGAGUUGUUCGAUACAUCGAUAUGGCAGUGGAGGUGAACAAGAAGAAAAUCGACAAAAGCCGAGUACAAUCACUGAACAUGCUCAGUGGCCCACUCCGAGUUGAACUUCAGAAGGAGCUCUAUUUGCCGCACUUGAUCGUCCACAGAUUCUUCGAGAGAUAUGCCACGAAUGAUGCAGCCAUUAACCAGAUUUGCUUCAAGGCGGUGGACAAGAUGAACUUGUCCAGAUCCGAUGUGCUUUUCCAAGCAAAUGGCGAGUGUAAAGCGAUGUUUUUCCUGACCAGUGGCAGCCUCUACUACCAGAGGCCGAAGGACACACCUCCGUGGGAGGCGAACCAGAGAAGAUCUCGCAGAAUUGCCAGCAUCCCACUCUUUUCUCGAGUGUUGACCCUGUCCAAGGAUAGCUAUUUUUGUGAGCAUCCACUGUGGCUUCCGUGGUAUCACAGAGGAACGAUGGGGGCGCUGACAGACAGUGUGCUUUUGGCCCUGGAUAGCGAGAAGUUUCGACAAAUUACGGGGGAGUACAAGGACAUCUUUCAGAUUGCGAGGGCAUAUGCCCACCAGAUGGUUCAAGACUUGCAGGACUUUAGUGAUGCUCACGGAUGCGCUUGGGACCUUCCCAAAGAGGUGACGCAUCCGAAGAGCUACAGCCCGGCCACAACAGUUCUGAAGUCCAGCCUGGAGCAGCAGCAAUUGGAGGAGCUGAAGAUGAGCGAGUUGCUGGCAGCCUGCAUUGAGGACGAUUUGGACAAGGAGCUCAUGCCAUCCCCAGCCAAACCGACGAAGGGGCAUAAGCUAGAUUCUGAUGAUGCCGUCUCCUCCUCUUUGGCUGGGCACAGCCAUAGCAAAGAAAGUGUUGGACCUCCAGGAUCGCCCUUUGCUGUCCAUUUAGAUGGAGGGUCUGAGGGGGCUGACCUGCAUGAGCAGCGAAUCUAA